This is a messenger RNA of Mesocricetus auratus (golden hamster), 3532 nucleotides long. It is a transcript of the gene Ddias, whose product is annotated as DNA damage induced apoptosis suppressor. Gene Ontology annotation, biological process: negative regulation of intrinsic apoptotic signaling pathway in response to DNA damage. Gene Ontology annotation, cellular component: cytoplasm; nucleus. The transcript is spliced from 3 exons. The record is from RefSeq and is a predicted model, not a curated record. The coding region runs from base 625 to 3018 and encodes 797 amino acids. Lineage: Eukaryota; Metazoa; Chordata; Mammalia; Rodentia; Cricetidae.
UCAGUUGUUUUGCAGAUUUAUCACUUGAGUUUGACUGUCUUAGUGUUUCUAUUGCUAUGAAGAGACACCAUGACCAUGGAAACUCUUAUAAAGGGAAACAUCUAACUGGGGUGGCUCGUGUACAUUUCAGAGGUUCAGUCCAUUAUCACCAUGGCAGGACAUGGCUGUGUGCAGGCAGACAUAGUGCUGGAGAAAGAGCGAGAGUUCUAUAUCUUGAUCUACAGACAACAGGAAAUGAAGUAACACUGGGCACAGCUUGAUCACAGAAGACCUCAAAAGCCUACGGUGACACUUCCUCUAACAAAGCCACACCUCCUAAUAGUGCCACUCCCUAUGAGCUUACUGGAGCCAAUUAAUUCAAACUACCACACUAACCUACUAAGACACAGCCUUGUAACUUUAAGAAUCCAUAGAAGUAAAGAAUUUUCUCAUUGCCUACUGUCUUCCCUCUUUCCGUAGUCAUUUUUCAGAAGAAAGGUGGUCAUAUCACUAUACCUGAGAGCAAACUCAUUUGAAGGAAAAGGACACUAGAAGGACCACAUCUAGAAUUGCAAGGAAGGAGAAAAGACCAUUAAGUACCUUGAGAAUUCUAGUGAAAUCCCAGAACCCCUGGAAAGUGGUAGAAUGCAGAGCCUAUUGACCACAGCAGUAGAAAAUUGUUUUGUUGGACGAAGCUUUGUGUUUGGAGUCACGAAUUUUGGAGAUAUAUGUGGACAUGAUUCAGACCCCAGUAACUUCUUGCAGCCAUGCUGUAAACACAAAGGAGAAGUCAGAACACUAACAGCUUCCCAGAUUGUUCUGCCUGACCCACAUAUUACAGGCUUUACUGUCAUUAGCUACCUAAAUCAGCUUUUGCACACUUCUAAUUUCAAGAAACAUCAUUGUGACUCUCAGGAGUAUAGCAGCCACUCCCUCACUUUAGACCACUCAGACAGUGAUCUUGGCAGCCUACAUGACUCUGUGCAAAUGUCCUGUUCUCUGGAGUCCUGCAGCAGAGAUGAUCUUCUCAGAUUCUGGCAGCCAUCACUUGAACUGACUUCGACUGAUUCACAAGUAACAGCUAAUGAUGACUUCUCAGCUUCAGAACAAAUCCCAGCCAGUGGUACUCCUGACCAAAACAAACAGGGCAUCUCAUUUUCCAAAGCCACUGGUUCUAAGAACUGUCAUGAUUCCCUUCAGAGUUCCCAGAGCCUUGUUUCCUGUAUGGACAAGAAUAAUACAACAAGAAAGCAGGACAGAGAAUUUGGUUUACAGGCUAAUCAUCUGAGUCCAAUUUGUCCCAGUUUUCAUGAAACUAGGCUGUCUGAUUCUAAUUUAGUCCCUUCACAAACAGAAGAACUUUUUCACGGAGAUAAUGCAGAAUGCUACAGUGAAUCAGAAAUUAAAAAUGAAUAUUCCCAAUAUGACAUCCCAUGUUACCAGCAUCGUGACAUAAAUACUACCACAAUCCUUCAAGAGAGACCAGCAUUUUCUUUGUCAUCACUCAAACCUGAAGAAACAAGUGCUUCUCAGAACUGUGACUCUUUGAUUUGGGAUGAUCUACCAUUCUCUGAAAGCCUGAGCAAGUUUCUGGCAGUUGUUGAAAGUGAGAUUGCUGUAACUAAGACAGAUACUAAAGACAGAAAACAGGUUACAGAUAAUGACAUGGAUAAAUUCCAUACAGACCACAGCAGGUUAUCUGUGACUCCCAGGAGAAAUACUGGAGCAUUAAGUACAUCUCCUUUACACUUAAGAUCAUCACAAGCAAUGGUUAAAGAAAACUCCAGGAAAAAGACCUUUUCCAACUGUGAGUCUAAUCUAAGCCCUCAAAUUCAAAGAGAAUCAAAACCUGACAAGACAGCAGAGGCUGUCUCCAUAGGCAGUGAUAGAAGUGGUAUCUCAGAGUUUUUUCUACAAGAUACUGGUCUUUCAGCUCUGUUUACAUCUUCAAAAGACAUGGAAGCAUCUGUUCCCCAGAGGACUGCUGGGAUCCUACAACAAAGGGAUAUGAUUUCAUUCAGGCCUUCAACAAGUAACUGUUCUUAUCUUAGUAACAAAUCUUUUAAUGGAUGUAGAGAAAAAUCACAUUCAGAAACAAAAGAAAAAUUGACAAGCUUAUGUUCUGAGAAAUACAGUAAUGUUUCUGAUCUUCACAAAUUAGAAAAUAAGCAGUAUUAUAGAUGGUCAAAGAACCAAGAUGACAAUCUUACAAUAUGCCGGAAACUUACGUAUCCUUUAGAGAAUCUUUGCAGUAGUCCAAAAAAUACAAAUACAGCAAAAGAGUUAUCUCACAGGCCUAUCAAUAAUAGCUUAACACAAAGUUAUUCUGCUGAUCAUGAUGGUACCUACAAUGCUUCUACUGAUCUUUUUGAUGAUAUUGCUAAAAAUAAGGACAUUGAAACAGAAAUUACCAAAAUACCACAGGAUAUCUUGUUACCAUGGGAAGCAUUUUGCACAGAAAACUAUCCUAUAGACGAAAAAGGCAGCCAGCCUUCACAAAAACUACCCUUACAAGACAUAGCAACGUCAGAGUAUCUGAGAGCAAGUUCUCAGUCAGAUUCAGAAUGUGAUUUUGAAGAAAGCCAAGACUUUGUUCCAUGUUCACAGUCUACUCCAGUUGCAGGCUUCCACCAAAGAAUUCGUAGCUUACAUGGACCUUUCAAAAUGUUUCCUUCCUUAUAUUCAAAUCUUAAUGCUAACUAUACAAAAACAAAAAUUUCUCCUGAAAAUGGCAAACGUCAAGCUACCUCAACCUGCCCAAAGAAUGUAAAAACACCUAGCCAGAAAUCCAGAAGUCCUGAUAUAUCUAGUUUGACAAAACCAGAGAUUUCCAGCCCCUCCUCCACUGCUGAGUGCCUUGAAAGCGAUGUGGAUGAAUGGGUACCCCCUACCACCCAAAAAGUAUUUCUUUCAGAUAUCCUUGGAUUCAGAGUCGCAUGUUUAAGGAAAUGUCUUGCUAUCCAUUCUUCCCCCGACCAAAAAGAGUUACCAAGAAAGAAACCAACAAAAGUCACACAUAAAACCGACAUGUUUAGUUAAAAGUUAAGAAAUAUAUUUACAGCUACAGUUGCAAAAUUGGAAGCAUCCUAAGCAUAUCUAUAAAUGGUCAGAUUGAAAAUAAGAAAAAAACCAUUUUAGGGUGUUUUUUCAGAAGUCAAAAUUUGCCUUCCAUUUUCAGAAUACUGCCACUUUAGUGUCUGAAACAAAAAAUACUUGGUCAUCAAAAUUAUCAUAUCACAUAAAGUCAUAUGAACCCAAUUCACAGAAAUUUUAAGUAAAGGCAAAUCUGUUUGAAAUUUUUGUUUUCACUGACAUAGAAUGCAAUCCUUAUAUUUUAAACACUUAACCAAAAAUCGGUCAUGAAAAAUGGACUGUACUGAGUUGAGUGCUGUUGGAUCUUUCAAGGUUUCCUCAAGGUGUUUUUUUCCUCCAGAAUACUAUGAUGUAGAUAACUGAGCACUUUAUCUUACAUUGGCUGUACUAAUCUGUUGAUUGUGUAUUUAAAAGUAUUUGUUAAAAUAUAGACAUCCAGAAAUAAAGCCUUUACAAACCA